Molecule: messenger RNA, 5859 nt
Organism: Lethenteron reissneri (Far Eastern brook lamprey)
Lineage: Eukaryota; Metazoa; Chordata; Hyperoartia; Petromyzontiformes; Petromyzontidae
Product: 1-phosphatidylinositol 4,5-bisphosphate phosphodiesterase beta-4-like
Biological process (GO): release of sequestered calcium ion into cytosol; phosphatidylinositol metabolic process; phosphatidylinositol-mediated signaling
Molecular function (GO): phosphatidylinositol-4,5-bisphosphate phospholipase C activity; calcium ion binding
Source: RefSeq, a predicted model, not a curated record
CGGCGAACUGGCGGGCCGCGCACCUCGCCCUCAAUGCGCGCCUCCUCCCCCCCCCCCUCCCGUCAGAUCUCGAAGGCUGAGCAGGUUUCAGCCUGGCUCGUACAUGGAUGGCAGACCGUCUGGGAAUACCAGGCGUUUGUGCGCUUAGGCUGCGAGGUGGCAGUACGGCAGUGCAUUUAUUUAAUCCAUCUGUGCGGAGCUCCCGGAGUUCCCCUUGUACGCGCGGUGGUUUUUCCCCGCAAGUUCCGAUUUCCUGCCACGCUGCGCCGAACGCUCCAUGAAUUAAUGGAAUCAGCCAAACAUCCCAACGCGGGCUCCUCCCAAAAAGCGAGGCUCGAGACUUUUCGCGCGCGGGGCCUCGGCGGUGGUCGCGCGGGCAGCUGCCGGAGGCGCGGAGGGCCCUGGACGACCGCGCGGGACCAGGCGGGUGGGGACCGACAGAGGCCACCGCGCCGAGGGCCUGGGCGGUGCGCGACGAAGCACGGCAGAAGACGAUGGCGAAAGCACCGAGACGCAACGCGCGGAUUGCAGAGGUCGCGUUCGCCGAUCACGAGAGGCGGUGGACUGGGCCAGGAGGCAUCGCGAGAAGGAGUGAAGUGCCGAUGGACGAGACUGGUGACGGAAUCGCGGCCGAGAGAGAGAUCGACAGAGAUAGCGUACCCAAGAGGGUGACCCCGGUGGGGAUGUCGGAGCGAUGCGAUCAGCUCCUACAUCUACGUCCAACCAAGCAGCCAGGCAUCCACUGACACUCACCAGCCCGCACUCCACGCGCAUCCUCAACUUCUGGCCCCGUCUUUCGCCAAUUGUUCACUUCUCAGUGUCGAUGCUUGCAACCCCGCGGUGGCAACACGCACGGUAGCGCCAGGUGUUUGGCAAGGAGGGCCUGUGCGCUUGCGUUUCCUACAGAUGUAGCUCCCAUGCUCCCAUUCCGGUGGGCAGGAGUCGCCGGCACAGACGAGGUGAGGGGCGCCUGCAGCGGCCAUGACGAAACUCUACGAGUUCAAGUGGCAGAAGCCGGUGCCGGAGUUCAUGCAGCGCGGAGCGAUCUUCCACCGCUACGACGAGGAGACUGCGGUGUUUGAGAACAGCUGUCACGUGCAAGUCGACGAGUUUGGCUUCUUCGUGCGCUGGACCAGUGAGGGCAAGGAGGGGCAGGUGCUGGAGUGCUCGCUCGUCAACGACGUGCGCCUGGGGACACAACCGAAGGACACCAAGGUGCUGGCGGCGCUGGAGGGCCUGGCCCGCGUGGGCCCCGAGCUGGAGAGCUGCCUGGUGUGCGUGUGCAGCGGCACCGACCUCGUGAACAUCACCUUCACGCACCUGGUGGCCGACAGCCCCGAAGUAGCCAAGGAGUGGCUGGAGGGACUCAAGUCCGUGAUUCACAAUUUCCGGGCCAACAACGUGUGCCCCAUGACUUGCCUGCGGAAACACUGGAUGAAGCUCUGCUUCCUCAUAAACCCGAGUGGAAAGAUCCCCGUACGAAGUAUCACGCGGACAUUCGCUUCUGGCCGCACAGAGAAGGGCGUUUUCCAAGCGCUCAAGGACCUGAACCUCCCCAGUGGCAAGAACGAGGAGAUCGAGGUGCCCGACUUCACGUUCGAGAAGUUCUAUGACCUCUACCACAUCAUGUGUCCCCGCACGGACACCGACGAGCUGUUCCAGCAACUCAGCCGCGGCCAGCCUCAUAUAACCAUAGAUCAAUUAGUCACCUUUCUUAACGAAUACCAGCGUGACCCUCGGCUCAACGAGAUCCUCUUCCCGUUCUACGACGCGAAGCGAGCCAGGCAGAUCAUCGAGGCUCACGAGAAGGAUGAAGAGAACCGGAACCAAGGGCGGCUGUCGCGGGACGGGCUGUGCCGGUACCUGAUGUCGGACGAGAACGCGCCGGUCUUCUUGGACCGCCUGGAGCUCUACCAGGACAUGGAGCAGCCGCUCUCGCACUACUACGUCAACUCCUCGCACAACACCUACCUCAUCGGCCGCCAGUUUGGGGGCAAGUCCUCGGUGGAGAUGUACCGCCAGGUGCUGCUGGCCGGCUGCAGGUGUGUGGAGCUGGACUGCUGGGACGGCAAAGGGGAGGACCAGGAGCCGAUCAUCACGCACGGCAAGGCCAUGUGCACCGACAUCCUCUUCAAGGACGUGAUCCAGGCCAUCAAGGAGACGGCGUUUGUCACUUCCGACUACCCAGUCAUCCUCUCCUUCGAGAACCACUGCUGCAAGUCGCAGCAAUACAAGAUGGCGCGCUACUGCGAGGAGGUGUUCGGAGAACUGCUGCUCAAGCAGCCCCUGGAGAGCCACCGGCACCGAUUGAAGCUGGAGCCGGGGAAGCCGCUUCCUUCUCCGAGUGACCUGAGGCGGAAAAUCCUGAUCAAGAACAAACGCCUCAAACCGGAGGUGGAGCAGAAGCAGCUGGAGGCGUUCCGCCGGCUCACCGAGGGCGGCGAGCCGCCUGCCGAGAUCCUCGCGGAGCUCAACGAGGAGGAGACCGACACCGUGGAGCCGGAGGAGGAGUCGUGCUUGGAGGCGAGCGACCUGUCGCCUGACGAGAGGGAGAAGCUGCCCCACAGCGUCAGCAUCAAGAGCAUGAGCAAGAAGGCUGGCGAGGAACCCGACCCAGUCCAAAAGAAGGACAGCACGGCGGUGGAGAGCGAGGAUGCCUGGGUGUCGGCCUACAAGUACACGGGCGGCACCACCAACAUCCAUCCCUACCUCUCCGCCCUGGUCAACUACGCCCAGCCCGUCAAGUUCCAGAACUUCAUCGUCGCAGAGGAGAGGAACAUCCACUACAACAUGUCCUCCUUCAACGAGUCCGUGGGCCUCGGCUACCUCAAAACCGGCGCCAUCGAGCUCGUCAACUACAACAAGCGGCAGAUGAGCCGCAUCUAUCCCCGGGGAGGCCGCGUGGAUUCCUCCAACUACAUGCCGCAGGUCUUCUGGAACGCCGGCUGCCAGAUGGUGUCCCUCAACUUCCAGACGCCAGAUCUGGCCAUGCAGCUCAACCAGGGGAAGUUCGAAUACAAUGGAUUCUGCGGGUUCCUGCUCAAGCCGGACUUCAUGCGGCGCCCCGACCGCACCUUCGACCCCUUCUCAGAGACGCCCGUGGACGGAGUCAUCGCCGGCACCUGCUCCGUUCAGGUCAUCUCGGGCCAGUUCCUCUCCGACCGGCAGGUGGGCACCUAUGUGGAGGUGGACAUGUACGGGCUGCCCACCGACACGAUCCGCAAGGAAUUCCGCACUCGCCUGGUGCCCAACAACGGCCUCAACCCCCUCUACAACCAGGAGCCCUUCGUCUUCCGGAAGGUGAUCCUGCCGGACCUGGCGGUGCUGCGGAUCGCCGUGUUCGACGACAGCAACAAGCUCAUCGGGCAGCGCAUCCUGCCGCUCGACGGGCUGCAGACGGGCUACCGGCACAUCUCGCUGCGCAACGAGGGCAACAAGCCGCUGUCCCUGCCCACCGUCUUCUGCAACAUCGUCCUCAAGACCUACGUCCCCGACGGCUUCGGAGACUUCGUGGAUGCGCUGUCGGACCCCAAGCGCUUCCUGUCGCAGGCGGAGAAGCGCGCCAACCAGAUGCAGGCCAUGGGCAUUGAGGCGAGCGACAUAGGGGACGUGCCCGAGAGCCGAGGCAGCGUCAACCGCGGCGCCGCCACUCCCCAGACCAGCGCCACGCAGAGCCGCGCCACGCAGAGCCGCGCCACGCAGAACCGCCCGGCUCCGAGCGCUGGAAACGGCGCCGUGCCCGGCAAGGCCAGCAAGGACGAACCCCUGGUGCCUCCCGUGUGUGUGGACACGCUGAGACACUCCAAGUCAUUCCUCAAGCUUCUCAAGAAGCAGGAGAAAGAGUUGACCCUUCUCAAGAAGGCCCACGCCAAGGCGCAGGCCAGUCUCCAAAAGACGUUCACGGGGCAAGGAGAGAAGGCGGCGAACCAGUACGAGCGCGAGCGCAGCUCCAUUCUCAAGCAGACAGAGAAGACCCUGGCUAAGAAAGGCGAAGGUCACUGUGCCGGCCUGCAAAAGGAAACGGAGAAGCGGGUGGAGGAGCUUACCGCCGAGCACCAGCGCAAGAUGCAGGUGCUGCAGGCGGAGCGGGCGCGCGAGCAGGCGGCGCUGCAGGUGCUGCAGGCGCGCAGGCAGGAGGAGGCGCGGACGGCGCACACCGCGCAGCAGGACGAGCUGGUGCGCGCGCUGCUGGCAGGCGCGCACGAGCAGCAGCUCCGGCAGCUGCAGCUCACGCAUGAGCGGGACACGAAGCAGCUGGAGGGGACCCAGGCCAAGCAGUCGAUGGAGGAGAGCAAGCUCAUCAGCCAGGACCACAGCAUCAAGAACAAGGCCGAGAGGGAGCGGCGGCUGCGGGAACUGAUCGCCAACAACACCAAAAAGUUCGUGGAGGAGAGGAAGAGGCUCCAAGGGAAGCAGGGUCGGGAGAUGGAGAUGAUCCGCAAGGUGCAACUGGAGCAGCAGGAGACUUUGCGGGUGCAGCAGGAAAAGGUCAAGCGCAACACCCCCGAGGUGACAGGGAGCCGGUGAACGGCACCGGCCGUGGACGCGGGCGAGCACGGCGACGUGGACGCCACGGGUUGCGGGAGCUGGCCUCGUUGCUCCGCCGAUGCAGCAUCGGCCACGGGUGACGGUGGGCCCCGACAGCCCCCGGACGCGGCGGUCGUGGAGAAAAAAAGUGAACGUCGUGAUCUCGGAUUCACCCACGUUCACUUUUCAAGGCGUCUCGUCGAGGAGCCGUCUAUUCUCAGAAGUGUGGGCCAUUCGCACACUCUGAACAAACUGGAAUACUAUAAAACUUUGAUAAAUUAGUCGAUUUUUUUUAAAUCCGUGUGCCUACUAUAUACCGUUCUCGGGCAAUGGCUUUCAUCAUUUUAAGUAUAUUUACGAAAUGGUUGUGAAUAAUAUAUAUGAUAAAUGUAGAUUAUAAUAACUGAACAUUAUCAUAUGAAUAUAAUGUUGUUGUGAACACCGGCCUGACGACUGUGGCUGUUUUACUCGCAUGGGAAGAUAAAAAGCACAUGCUCUUCGCCAAUAUGGCUGAAGCGUAAUUGAGAGACAACAGGACCCGUGUUCAGCCCUAGGAGCUCUCCGACCAGAGGAGGUACUCGUGACCCCGAGUUUCUCCCAUCCCACACGGCUCCCGGUUGAUGCUGCCACUCCUCUCUCCGGCUGAUCGUGCGAUCAGUGCUCAAUCGGGGAAGUGGAAACAGUCGCCGUAACUACUGGGGAAAGACACCGAGUCGGUGGUACCACUGUCCCCACAGAUGUUUAUUUGUAGAAAGGAUCCGUGUCCAACCAAACUCUCCCUGGGUUACGCUGACCCAUUCGUGGUCCUUCCAAAUGCCGCGUGUUCAACAAUGUGUUGGGAUGCCUUCUCUCGUUGUAAUGUAAUGCUCGAAUUUUGAGGGUUUGGAUAGUCGGGCUGCCACCUUUCACAGGCCAGACCCGGACACCUAUCUCAGUCGGCCUAGGUCUGUUAUCAACACUGUGCAGUUUAUUGAUGUAAAGUUCAACACAAUACCUUUACCAGAUCUCGGUACAAAUUAAUUACUACACCAAUUACACCAGACUGUCCGGGUCAAAUCCAGACGAGUGGCGACCCAAGGUUUGUGUUAGGGGUUGGGUUUAGGGGUUGGGGUUUAAGGUUAGGGACAGUAGGACCCAUUUGUGGGGACCAUUCUCAGCCGUGAAAUGGACAGACUGUCACGAGUAAUGUAGAAAAAGUUAUGUUCCACAGCCCAAUAUGUACACCAUUGGUUUCAAACUCCAGGUACAGCACAAAUGGAACUGUUUGUAUCGUCACAAGUGUCAGGUAUUCUUGUAUUUGGGAUGCAACGGGUAAUAAAAGACACUUUGUAC